Zingiber officinale is the source of this 1302-nucleotide messenger RNA. Its product is annotated as pentatricopeptide repeat-containing protein At1g62350-like. Gene Ontology annotation, molecular function: RNA binding; protein binding. NCBI's taxonomy places the organism in Eukaryota, Viridiplantae, Streptophyta, Magnoliopsida, Zingiberales, Zingiberaceae. The record is from RefSeq and is a predicted model, not a curated record. The coding region runs from base 71 to 826 and encodes 251 amino acids. Gene Ontology annotation, biological process: Group II intron splicing; chloroplast organization. The transcript is spliced from 3 exons.
GGGGUGAAAUUUCCUAGUAACUUAGAAUUGCGGCAUUCGGUCGAACACUCGUCGCUCUACCCCGUUAGCAAUGUUGGCCUGCUCCGUGGGUCCAUGCCCUCGACUCCAACGUCGGCUUCCGCCUCUGAGCUUGGCAAGACCAAGAGCUUGGAGCUUCCAUGUUCCUCUGAGGAUCCAUUGCGGCAUUCGACGAGCCGGCGCGAGGAAACCACUCUGGAGAGACAGGGUGAUGUCCACGGAAGCGAUCCAGGUGGUCCAGGCCCUUAAGUUCGCUAAGGCCUCCGCCUCCUCCUCGCCUCAUCGGUUAGACAACAUGAUCGAUGCACGAUUUGGGAGGCUUCUCAAGGCGGACCAAUUGGCUGUUCUCGACGAGCUCCAGCGACAGAACGAGUGGCAACUCGCCCUACAGGUUUUUGCAUUUGUUCGAAAGGAGCUCUGGUAUAAACCAGAUUCAGUAUUAUAUGGCAACCUGAUCUUCAUGUUGGGAAAGAAUAAGUUGAUUGAGCAAUGUGAAGACCUAUUUUCUGAGUUUCAAAAUGAGAAGUUGCAGCCAGAUACCCGUGUCUACACUGAAAUGAUAGGAGCCUUUCUACAAGUCAAUAUGGUGGAGAAAGCAAUGGAGAAAUACAAAUCAAUGAAGGAAUUGGGCACCAAUCCUGAUAAGUUGACAUUAACCAUUUUGAUCAGAAAUCUUGAAAAGGUUGGACUGCACGACCUUGCUUCUAAUGUGAGGAAGGACUGUGCUGAUUUUGUGGAGUACCCCGAGAAGUUUCUUGAAAAGGUUGACAAGAAUUAUCCAAAGAGAAAGUCACUCAAAAUUGUCUGAAAUCCGAGGAAAUAAUGUCCAGCACAGCAUAUUUGCUUAAUUAACGCUUAGAAUAUUCUAUUGGGGAGCAGGGGUUGCCAGCCACUGGGUGAUUCCUAUCCAAGCCUUCAAUUCUCCAGAUCAUAGGUGCUGCUUCGGCGCUUCUGCUUUGUCUAUCUACCGCGUUCAUUUUAGGCCACUUGCUGCCCCUUUCGGCUGGCGAAAAGCCGAGUAUAAAGCCGAGUAUAAUGAAACAUUAGAACUGAAACUUAUUUUGUGAGAAAUCAGAAAAUAAUUUCAACUAUUGUAUACCACUUUCCUUUUUGGUUCAUUUGAUGACAUGUGAAUCCAACAAUCUAUUUAGUUAGGUCAGUCGUUGGUCCUUCCUUGCUGGUCUGGCCUAACCGCCCCAUCCUCCAUGUAGUGUCAAUUGCUGGGCUUAAUAUAUACCUGCAAUUAAUCUUAUAAUAUUUAAACUGGUUGUGUUCUGGACUACU